Molecule: messenger RNA, 1377 nt
Organism: Impatiens glandulifera
Lineage: Eukaryota; Viridiplantae; Streptophyta; Magnoliopsida; Ericales; Balsaminaceae
Product: protein phosphatase 2C 51-like
Exons: 3
Coding region: 41-1243 (400 amino acids)
Biological process (GO): protein dephosphorylation
Cellular component (GO): nucleus; cytosol
Molecular function (GO): cation binding; protein serine/threonine phosphatase activity
Source: RefSeq, a predicted model, not a curated record
UUUGCACUUUUUCGUUUUCAAUUCAAAAUCUCGAUUAACUAUGAAGAAUCACGAUAAACGGCUGACAACUGGAACGACAUUGACAGGACUCCGGCGAUUGAAGCCGGCUUUCGCCGCCGACGACGGGGACGAACAAACGUUCGCCCAUGCGGACGAUAAAUCUACGAGGAAGCGACGAUUGGGGAAGGAGAUUGCCUUGAAGCAACGUAAAACCGUUCAUUACGACGAUGAUAGUGCGUCGGAGAUCUCGCUGUCGUACGGUUCGUCGUCCGACCAUUCCUCCGAAGACGACGUCGUCGUCACGAAGGGGAUCUCCGGUGUAGGCACGUGUCUGUCACAUGGAUUCAUGUCCGUGAUUGGAAAGAGAAGAGAAAUGGAGGACUCUGUAGCAAUAGAGCUAGGGUUUAUGACGAUAGGUUCAAGAGACUACGACUUCUUCGGCGUGUACGACGGUCAUGGAGGAUCGCGAGUCGCAAAUAGUUGCCAUGAUCGUCUGCAUCAUUUAGUUGUGAAGGAAAUCCCGGAGGAGUACAAGACAUCGUCAUACUUAGGCGAGGAGGAUUGGUCGAGGAUUAUGAUGGACAGUUUUAUGAAGAUGGACGAGGAAGUAAACAGAAUAGAAAUGAUUUCCGAGAAUAAUGAUUCGUUUCCUUCCACCAUAGGCUCCACGGCGGUGGUUGCGGUAGUGGGAGAGGAUGAGGUAGUGAUCGCCAAUUGUGGCGAUUCGAGAGCUGUACUCUCUAGAGGAGGUGUUCCUUUUUGCAUAUCUAAUGAUCACAAGCCAGACAGAUCUGAUGAAUUGGAGAGAAUUGAAAGCGCUGGUGGAAGGGUUAUCGAUUGGAACGGGCAUCGUGUCUUAGGAGUACUUGCUACUUCCAGAUCCAUAGGAGAUCACUAUCUUGAACCGUUUGUGAUAGCAGAACCAGAGGUAAUUGUAAGCAAAAGGACUGAUGCUGAUGAGUUUCUGAUUCUGGCAAGCGAUGGUUUAUGGGAUGUUGUCACGAACGAACUGGCAUGUCGAGUUGUGAAGAGUUGCCUUGAUGGAAGAUUACUGAAGUGGAGAUGUCGACUUGAUACCGAGAAGAAGAUCGGGGAAGUUGAUCAUGGUGGUGGCGCCCGUGCUCAAGUGGCUGCUGGUUUGCUAGUUGAGUUGGCCAUGUCCCGUGGAAGCAGAGACAAUAUCAGUGUUGUAGUUGUGGAUCUAAACAAAGCCUGUCCUGAAGGGAGGAAUUUCACUGGUUGAUUAUUUCUAUGUGUUUCUCUCUAUUUUAUCCUUUGUCUCCAUGGAAAAUUAUGUAAAUUAUGAUAUGUUCAUGUUUUAACACAAAAAAGAACAAGGACUUCCAAUCUUGCUCGGAUCAUAUGAUUUUUGGUAGA